Messenger RNA from Prunus armeniaca (apricot), 762 nucleotides. NCBI's taxonomy places the organism in Eukaryota, Viridiplantae, Streptophyta, Magnoliopsida, Rosales, Rosaceae. The record is from the annotation of a GenBank genome assembly.
AUGGGACGAAGAGUGCGAAGUAGCUUUCCAGAAUCUAAAAGACCUACCUUACUUCACCUCCCCUUCUCUCAAAGCCAGUUCCUGGUGAAGACUUGUUCGUGUACCUGGCAGUGUCCAACUCGGCCGUCAGCUCAGCUCUCAUCCGAGAAGAACUUUGGGGCCCAACAUCCGAUAUUCUACACGUCAAAAGCUCUCCUCGAUGCAGAGACUCGCUACCCGAAAUUGGAGAAGCUCAUUUUGGCCCUUGUGGUUUCUGCGAGAAAGCUGCGACCUUAUUACCAAACUCACCGAGUCAUCGUCAUGACCGACUUUCCUUUGAGAUCAAUCCUCCACAGCCCUGAUGCUUCUCAGCGACUCAUGAAGUGGGCUAUAGAGCUAAGCCAAUACGACCUCCUCUACCGGCCGAAGACUGCAAUAAAAGCUCAAGCCCUAGCAGACUUUGUUGCAGAAUUCACACCAUCAGCCGAAGAAGAGAAGCUGGUCAGCAAAAAGAAGGAAAGUUCGAGAGCAGACAAGACCUCUACUGAACCUGACCAACCCAGAGACAUGUGGCAGUUGCGCGUAGACGGAGCGUCGAACCAGAAAGGAGCUGGAGCAGGCGUCGUCAUCAUCACCCCAGAUGGAACCCUGCUAGAGCAAGCUAUCACGCUUGGCUUCCAGCUUCAAACAACGAGGCAGAGUACGAGGCAUUGCUCGCUGGCUUGCGCUUGGCAAAGGAGCUAUCAAUCAAAAAGCUGGCCAUCUACUCAGAUUCCCAGCUGA